This is a messenger RNA of Fusarium venenatum, 3741 nucleotides long. Its product is annotated as multidrug resistance protein. Gene Ontology annotation, molecular function: ABC-type transporter activity; ATP binding; ATP hydrolysis activity. Lineage: Eukaryota; Fungi; Ascomycota; Sordariomycetes; Hypocreales; Nectriaceae. Gene Ontology annotation, biological process: transmembrane transport. The record is from RefSeq and is a predicted model, not a curated record. Gene Ontology annotation, cellular component: membrane.
AUGCUGACGCAUUUUUCACUACAGAGGAUUUUCAAAUAUGCAACCUCAACCGAACUUUCACUACAAGCUGGGGCUUCUGUUCUAGCUCUUGGCUCUGGGGUCGCCAUGGCUAUGGUUAACCUGAUAUUCGGCCAGUUUGUUACUGUCAUCACCGAUUAUGCGACAGGCAAAAAGUCUCCCUCGCAGCUCCGUGGCGACGCAGCGAGACUGGCGUUGUACUUCUUUGUCAUUGGGAUCGCCCGAUUCAUUGCCAGUUACGGUUUCAGUGUUCUCUUUACGCUCGCCGCCUAUCGCAUCACCCAUAACAUCCGUUACAUUUACGUCAAGGCUGGUCUCAGUCAAGAAAUAGCCUACUUCGACUCUGGGGUUGGCGGGUCUAUUGCAAUGCAAGCUACGUCUAACGGUAAACUCAUUCAGGCUGGCAUUUCGGAGAAGCUGGGUCUUGUCAUCCAAGGACUGUCUUGCUUUAUUGCCGCUUUCAUCUUGGCCUUUGUCACUCAGUGGAAGUUGACCUUGAUCUGUUGUUGCAUUGCCCCAGCUACUCUUCUCACCAUGGGCGUCAGCUCUGCCUUAGAAGCACACAUCGAGACGAAGAUCCUCCAAGUCCAUGCUCAGGGUGGCUCCUUUGUUGAGAGUAUCCUGUCGAGCGCUCGCAAUGUGCAGGCUUUUGCUCUUCGAAAACGGCUUGUCCGAGAUUUUGACAAGUAUUUGACCGACGCCCAUGAGCUUGGAAACAAGAAGAACAUGCUUCUCGGCUGCAUGUUUUCUGUCGAGUACUUCAUUAUAUUCGCUGGUAUGGGUCUGUGUUUCUGGCAAUCCAUCAAGAUGAUUGCUAGAGGAGAGGUAGAAGACCCUGGCGACGUCUUUAUCGUCCUCAUGUCAGUUAUCGUUGCCUCUGCAAGCCUAACAUCAAUCGCUCCCUACUUGAUCGAUUUCAGCCGAGCUGCUUCCGCCGCUGCCGAGCUAUUCCGACUAAUCGACCGGGUAUCAGCCAUUGAUCCGUUUUCCUCUCAAGGAGAAGAGCCUACCGAUAUUCAGGGUACUAUUGAGUGCGAAAACAUUACCUUCAGCUAUCCUAUGCGUCCUGGGGCCAAGGUCCUUGAGAACUUCUCUCUGCAUAUCCCUGCCGGCAAGGUGACAGCUCUUGUUGGGGCCAGCGGUUCUGGCAAGAGCACUAUUAUUGGUCUUAUCGAGCGAUGGUACAAUCCAAAUUCGGGCUGUGUCAGGCUAGAUGGAAAGCCAAUCGAAAAACUCAAUGUCCAAUGGCUCAGGAAGCAUGUUCGCCUUGUUCAACAGGAGCCCGUCCUUUUUUCUGGCACAGUCUACGAUAAUAUCAACAAUGGUCUUGUCGGUACGUCGUGGGAAAAUUGCACACGGGGGGAGAAGAUGGCCAAAGUCGAAGAAGCAGCCAAGAUUGCUUUUGCCCAUGACUUUAUCAGCGCUCUCCCGAACGGUUACGAUACAGUCAUUGGUGAACGUGGCGGUCUGCUAUCUGGAGGUCAGAAGCAACGAGUAGCUAUCGCUCAAAGCGUUAUUUCACAGCCAAAACUUUUGCUUCUUGACGAAGCCACUAGCGCUUUAGACCCCCAGGCCGAACACAUUGUGCAGCAAGCUCUUGACAACGUAUCCAAGGGCCGCACUACUAUCACAAUCGCACAUAAGUUGGCAACUAUACGCAAUGCGGAUAAUAUCGUCGUCAUGGAAAAGGGUCGCAUCAUUGAGCAGGGGACACAUCAUUCCUUACUAGAGGCCGGCGGCGCUUAUUGCAGUCUGGUCAAGGCCCAGGACCUCACAGCAGCGGCAACUCCAGAGGUCGACAGCGAUUCCAUCACUGAGGCUGGUCAAGAUGACACUAGCCAUGAGUUGAGUGGGCUUGCAAGGCCUUUGACACGAUAUUCGACCACGACCAAACGACAACUCGAGUCCGAUCUCGACCGUGAUGAUUACGACAAGUUCAAGCGAGUUGGGCCCCUGACGACUAUCUGGAGACUCGUAAGAUCAAGCCCAGAGCUCAAGUGGACAUACCUAUGGCUGGUAUUGUCCUGCAUAUUUGCAUUUGCCGCUUACCCUGGUCAAGCCAUAUUGAUGUCACGUUUCAUCGAUGUCUUCAAACUCACCGGAAAUGCAAUGGAGAAGAAGGGCAGUUUCUUUGCUCUUAUGCUUUUUGCCAUGGCUUGUGGCUGUCUUGUUAUCUAUUUCGUUCUGGGAUGGAUGUCCAAUGUCGUUGCUCAGACAAUGAACCACAAGUACCGAAAAGCAGUUCUCAAUGAUAUCCUCCGACAAGACAUUCGUUUCUACGACCGUCCUGAGAACACCACUGGUUCACUGUCAAGCCGGGUAGAUUCAUACCCUCAGGCGAUAUUUGAGCUUAUGGGUUUUAAUAUUGCGCUAAUGUUGGUAUCAACGCUCAGUGUGCUGGCAUGCUGCAUUGUGGCCUUGGCCUACGGGUGGAGAUUGGGAGUUGUCAUCAUAUUUGCCGGUCUUCCACCCAUGUUGCUAUCAGGUUAUUCUCGCCUCAAGAUGGAGGCUAUGAUGGAUGUCAAAAUCUCUAAACGGUUCUCGCAAAGCGCUUCUAUUGCAUCGGAGGCCAUCAAUUCCAUCCGAACAGUCUCCUCCUUAGCUAUCGAGAAUUCGGUGCUUUAUGACUACGACAAGGAACUUCAGCACGCUAUCACUGACUCAGUCAAGCCAAUAUGUCUGAUCAUGCUUCCAUUUGCUUUUACUCAAAGCGUUGAGUAUGCUUUCCAAGCACUGGGAUUCUGGUAUGGAUGCCGACUAGUCUCCAAUGGGGACCUUUCCAUAAUGAAUUUCUUUAUUGCAUUUCUUGGGGUGUUCCUCUCGGGCCAACAAGCAUCCAUACUCUUUGGAUUUGCUGGUAGUAUGACGAAAGCAACCAAUGCUGCCAACUACAUCUUCUGGCUUGAGCAGCUGAACCCAGCUAUCCGGGAGACAGACGAGAACCGAAUCAUCGUUCCGGAAGGUUUCAAGUCUCUCAACGUCGAGGAUGUACACUUUUCAUAUCCUCUGCGAUCAGACACCCAGGUCUUGAGAGGACUCAAUCUCGAGAUCAGUAAGGGUCAGUUCGUGGCCUUUGUCGGUGCCUCAGGUUGCGGUAAGAGUACCAUGAUUGCCAUGCUGGAGCGCUUCUAUGACCCCGUACGUGGUCACAUUGUCCUUGAUGGUAAGAACCUAGACGAUAUGAACCCUUGGGCAUUUCGGGAAGAAGUUGCCCUCGUCCAGCAAGAGCCAAGGCUGUAUCCCGGUACCAUUCGUGAGAAUAUCGCUAUGGGUGUUCCCACCGAUGACCCCUCUAAUGUGCCAGAUGCAGACAUCGUCAAGGCUUGCCACUCUGCUAACGCUUGGGAUUUCAUCUGUUCCCUGCCUGAAGGCCUGAACACUCCCUGUGGGUCCAACGGUCUCCAACUGUCAGGCGGCCAGCGUCAACGCAUCGCUAUUGCCAGAGCUCUUAUUCGAAACCCUAAGUUGCUACUGCUUGACGAGGCUACUAGUGCUUUAGACACGCAAUCAGAACGAGUAGUCCAAGAUGCGCUCAACGAAGCUGCCAAAACCGGUGAUAGGAUCACUAUUGCGGUUGCCCAGCGACUCUCGACUGUUCGUCAUGCUGAUAUGAUUUGCGUCUUUCACAAUGGCAAGAUCUUAGUGACAGGAACUUACGACGAGCUACUGGCCAAGAGCGAUAUGUACCAGAAGAUGUGUGAGGCUCAGAAUCUUGGGAACUAG